AUGCUUGCGCAGCAAGGUUAUGUCGGACGAGUGACCCACCUCCCUUUCGAUAGGCCCUAUUUGGUGCCAUUCACCUUUGGCUGGGGUUCUCACCACUCGACACACCCUGUCCUUCGGUCCGAAAUUUUCCUUUUCAGGAAUUUGUGGCUUCCACCCUCCCUCCCGUACAUCCUUUUGCCACGAGUGGGGCUUGGUAUCCUCCUCGUUGUUUUUUCAGUGUUUUGGAUGGCGGCUGUGUCGCAGCACCGCCCUUUUCCAGUUGCACGGCACUCCGCGGUGCUCGAUCCCAGCAUCUUUUCACGCGUAACCGUUGCACCUUCAUUUUCCUGGAGGGGGUGCGCCCCCCAAGGAACGAUCUGGCCUCCCGAUGGUGCGUUAUUCUGGCAUCAAAGGUCAAUGGCGAAGUCGGUGUCCGAACUUCCGCUGCUUACGAAUUGCCUUACGAACGGAGAAUGGUUGUCACUCUUUCGCUUUCACGGUUGUCUGCUCCCUCCCGCUCUGCGCGUUGGUCGAUUUAUCCGGCUACCCUUCCUAAAGUGA
Messenger RNA from Trypanosoma brucei brucei TREU927, 540 nucleotides. RefSeq lists its product as hypothetical. The record is from RefSeq and is a predicted model, not a curated record. NCBI's taxonomy places the organism in Eukaryota, Euglenozoa, Kinetoplastea, Trypanosomatida, Trypanosomatidae. The transcript has a single exon. Bases 1 to 540 code for a protein of 179 amino acids.